Myotis lucifugus (little brown bat) is the source of this 1375-nucleotide messenger RNA. Its product is annotated as protein Shroom3. The annotation marks the transcript as partial. Gene Ontology annotation, cellular component: adherens junction; apical junction complex; apical plasma membrane. Lineage: Eukaryota; Metazoa; Chordata; Mammalia; Chiroptera; Vespertilionidae. Gene Ontology annotation, molecular function: actin filament binding. The record is from RefSeq and is a predicted model, not a curated record. The transcript has 5 exons. Gene Ontology annotation, biological process: actin filament organization.
UCCUUCCCGGGGCUUCGAGGAGAAACGGGCGGUCUGGGAGAGUGCCACCGUGGUGCCUGACAACAAACAGCAGGCCUCCAGUGACUAUGCUUGCUCCUUCCUGCCUCCACCCCCUCAAGAUGUGCUUUUGGGGGGAAACAAUGGCUCUGGUCUGGUGAAGGAUCCAUGCUACUUGGCUGGCCCUGGACCCAGGAGUGAAGAGAAGGAAGCAGUGGGCAUGUUGGUCAACUGCCCUGCCUACUACAGCGUGUCGGCUCCCAAGGCUGAGCUUCUGAACAAAAUCAAACAUAUGCCAGAGGAGAUGAGUGAGGAAGAGGAGCAGGUGGAUGUCAAUGAAAAGAAGGCCGAGCUGAUUGGAAGCCUCACCCACAAGCUUGAGACUCUGCAGGAAGCCAAGGGGAGCCUGCUAAUGGACAUCAAGCUCAAUAACGCCUUGGGAGAAGAGGUGGAGGCUUUGAUCAGUGAGCUCUGCAAGCCCAACGAGUUUGACAAGUACAAGAUGUUCAUCGGAGACCUGGACAAGGUGGUCAGCCUGCUGCUCUCCCUCUCGGGGCGCCUGGCCCGCGUGGAGAACGCCCUCAGCGGUCUUGGUGAAGAUGCCAGUAAAGAAGAAAGGAGCUCUCUGAACGAGAAGAGGAAGGUCCUGGCGGGGCAGCACGAGGAUGCCCGGGAGCUCAAGGAGAACCUGGACCGGAGGGAGCGCGUGGUGCUGGACAUCCUGGGCAGUUACCUUUCGGAGGAGCAACUCCAGGAUUACCAGCAUUUUGUGAAAAUGAAGUCAACACUCCUCAUUGAGCAGCGAAAGCUGGACGACAAGAUCAAACUGGGCCAGGAGCAGGUCAAGUGCCUGCUGGAGAGUCUCCCCGUGGAUUUCAUCCCCAAGGCGGGCACCCUGGCGCUACCCCCGGACCUCACGGGUGAAAUGACUCCUGUGGGGGGAUGUAUUUCCAGUGGUGUUUUCCCAGCAGUAACCUCUCCACUCUAACCUCUUCUGAAACGCCCAACCGAAAGAUCACCCUUUCUGUCAACACUAUUUAAUCUGAAAAACGUUGCAGUACAAACCACUGUUUAAACUCUAUGGGUUUGGGGGGUUUUCUGGAUAAAAGGAAAAGAUUCUAUCCAGGAAAAAGCCUGUAUUUUCCUUCUCACCCUUCAUGAUUGAUCUGACAGCUUGAAUGCUGCUGGGAACUUAGCCCUUUCUGUUGUUACUUUGCAAUAGAAAGAAAAUUAAUGAAACUGUGAGAACUGAUGGGAGGGUGUUUGAUGAUUUAGUUUCCAACAGGCUUAGGCAACAGGGAUCAGUGUGUGUCACCCUCAGGAAUGUACCCACCGUGACCUGCCUUUGUGUGGGCCAUGCAUCCUGACGACAGGUACA